Armigeres subalbatus is the source of this 1988-nucleotide messenger RNA. RefSeq lists its product as uncharacterized. The transcript has 4 exons. The coding region runs from base 454 to 1917 and encodes 487 amino acids. The record is from RefSeq and is a predicted model, not a curated record. Lineage: Eukaryota; Metazoa; Arthropoda; Insecta; Diptera; Culicidae. Gene Ontology annotation, molecular function: protein dimerization activity.
GAGUUGCUCUAAAACCAAAAAACGUUCGAUGAUUGACAUCGCGGCGGAUUUCGUAAUACGUGAUGGUGAAAAGGCUGGUUGCAACAUAGAUCCCAAUGGGGAAUGCUCAUACGUACAGAACAAAUAUGACUCGGGAAAUUUUAUUCGGCAUUUCCGUUUACGCCACAGCGAGCUAGCAAACGCUAAAGGUCUCCUGAAAGAUUAUGUUCAAUCAGAGAAAAGCCGCGAUUCGUGGCAAAACGGCCAAUCGCCAUUGACUUACAGCUUUUGAUCGAAGCUGUCGCGAAGCUGGUCACUGAACAUGGGCUGCCACUGUCAUGCUUCGAGUGGGACGGUUUUCGACUGCUACUAGAGCCAAUUUGUCAAGCGGUGGGAUGUACUUUGAAUCGAGAAACCAUCAGAGAACACUUACGUGUUAUUUCUCAGCGUGUCAAACAGAUCCUCAAAGAUGAGAUGAAGGAUAAAUUAAUAUGCUUAAAGGUCGAUUCUGCAUCAUGUCAUAACAGACAUAUUCUCGGAAUAAACGUUCAAUAUACUCUUGGGGAAAAGGUCGUGGUUCGAACUCUUGGAAUGGUAGAGGUUAAAGAAAGCCAAACUGCCGCAGUCCUAAAAUUAAAAAUAUUGGAUACGCUUGCAGAGUACAAUGUGCCCAUUGGGAACAUUUUCUCAAUUACUGUCGAUAACGGGGCUAAUAUGGUGGCGGCAGUGAAGAAAAUGCGAAAUGAACUACAAAUGACAUUGCUAGAGAACCUUGAGGAUGUUGACUGCACAGGCGAACAAGAAUCACCACGAGAUAUACCUUCUGAAUUGUAUGAAGAGUUCCAAGAGCGAAUCAAUCUUGUACGAUGUGCUGUUCACACUCUGCAGCUGGCGAUCUUAGACGUGGUGAAUAAAUCCCAUGCAGGUGUGAAGAGUCUGACCGAGCUGGCUAAAAAAUCAAAAAACGUGAAGUACCAAACGAAUUUCGACCAUCAUGGUGCCUCGCACCCCCCUAUUUGGAGCCAAACCAGAUGGGGUGGUAUUUUUGAGAUGGUGCAAUCUUUCAAAACGCAAAAAUCAUUCUUCGAACAACUAGCGACUCAAUUUCCUGAACUCGAUCUUACCGACCACUGGAAUUUCGUUGACAAUUAUUAUGAGGCAUUCAAACCGCUGUACAUUUGUACAAAGAAAAUGCAGGCGGAGCAUGUAUGUUUACCCGAUUUCUACAUGGCCUGGCUAAUGGCAAUCAGUGAAGUGCGCAAGCUCAAUGAAAACCCGUUUACUCCUGAGCUGAUGAACUCGUUGACUACGCGAUUAAAAGCUUUGCGUGGAUCUAGAGCUUUUAAAAUGGCUCUUUUUAUCGAUCCGAGGUUUAACUAUCGAGGAUCGAAGUUUUUUUCACCUGAGGAAAAAAUGGAAAUACAGGGUUUCAUCAACGAAACGUGGCAGCGAAUUCACCAACUGCAAACGCCUUCAUCUGCUUCUCACAUGCCAAACGUAUCCCUGAACAGCUCCGAACACAACGACGACUUUGAUGAAUAUCUCACCGAGAUGUAUGGUGGAUCCGUGAAUAUGGAUCACGAACUAAGCGAAACCAGAUUUCUACAACAGCUACAGUCUAUCGAUCUCGAACCUCGUCAAAACCAUAACUAUAAUGUCUGGGACCACUGGUUGCGCCGGAAAACAACACAUCCGGAGUUGCAUGCCGUAUCCAUGAUUGUGCUGGCCACUCCUUCAAACCAAGUUUCCGUUGAAAGAGCCUUCAGUGCUCUUGGGUUAGUAUUAUCUAAUUUCCGCACGCAGCUGUCAGAAGAAACCUUGACGAAUAUUCUUCUAGUCAAGUUGAACAAGGCUUUAUUCCCACAAGCGAUUUCAACAGCUUACAAUUGGAAGGAAAUUGAACUAAAAGAUAGGGUGAAGCGGAUGGCUAACGAAUAAAUUGAUUCCGACUCUCGAACACAAUAUAAUGUAAUAAAAGAAAUAAAAGUUUUCGAAAUUAAUCCUUUUUA